Messenger RNA from Hyphopichia burtonii NRRL Y-1933, 4377 nucleotides. Its product is annotated as DNA-binding E3 ubiquitin-protein ligase. Gene Ontology annotation, biological process: histone catabolic process. Gene Ontology annotation, cellular component: Lid2 complex. NCBI's taxonomy places the organism in Eukaryota, Fungi, Ascomycota, Pichiomycetes, Serinales, Debaryomycetaceae. Gene Ontology annotation, molecular function: ubiquitin-protein transferase activity; chromatin binding. The transcript has a single exon. The record is from RefSeq and is a predicted model, not a curated record. The annotation marks the transcript as partial.
AGAAAAUCAAAAGAGCUAUUUACUUUAAAUAAAGGUGACUAUAUAUAUAUGAUUAGUGAGCCACCAGGGGAACCUUAUUAUAUAGGAAGAAUAAUGGGCUUCAAACUGAAAAAUAAUCAACACCCGAGUAAAAGCCCUUCUUACCCAACUGAUGACUUGAAUGAAGGAAUAGAUGAUGCUUCAAAGUAUCAAUUUCAGAUUCAAUGGUUUUAUAGACCAAGAGAUAUUUCUAAAAGUACUUCUGAUUCGAGACUUUUAUAUGCUUCAAUGCACACAGACACUUGUCCCAUGUCAAGUUUCCGUGGUUUGGUAUCAGUAAAACAUAAACAGGACAUUGAAGAUGAAUUCGCUGCUGCAAAUAAUCAACCAACUACCUCAUCAAGAGCACCAAAGAAAAACUCGACACCCCCUUCUUCUAGCACAUCCGCAUUGGAAAUUUAUUGUCAGCAACCUAACUGUUUUUAUUUCAAUAAACUAUUUGAUAGGUACAUGAUCAAGUUCUAUGAUAUACUCCCAACUGCAAGUUUAUUGGAAUAUGUUGAAAAUGAAGUCAACAACAGUAAAAACUUCUUGAUUGCUUUGCAUAAAAGAUUCGAAUUUAUAUUCAUGGAAGGUCCUCGUACUAAAUCCUUUAUCAAUAGUCUAGCGGCUACUUCGCCGUGUAAUUGUGAAAAAUGUGGUCAAUGGUGUGCCUCUCAAGAAUCGGUUACGUGUGCAUCCUGUCAUAAGUUUUAUCAUAUGUUAUGUCUUGAUCCUCCUUUAUUAAAAAAGCCUAGCAGAGGUUUUAGUUGGUCAUGUGCACCUUGUAAUAAGAAGCAUGAAAUCGAAUAUCAGAGUAAAAGGAUGCUCAUGUUGUCCCACGAUAAUAAAUCUUCUAAUGAACGUGAAUUGUCUGUUGAGUUAAGUGCUUUGAAUUCUGAAGGUUUACCAAUUGAGUCUUCCCAGGAAAGCAAUAUUGAUGAUCAAAAUCAAAAUAAAACUCCAAAUAACGAAUCAGGUAAUGAUGAUGAAAGUGUCGAAACAGUUUUGCCCAAAUAUGAGACUGUGGCUAUAGAUUUCCUAGAAAAAGACUCGAAUUUGUCUUUAGAAGAAAGAAGAUUGAAGGAAGAAUGGAAUAUGAGAUAUUUGGGUAUGCAUGCAAGACUUGAAGAUGGUGUAGAUCUUGAAGAUAGAUCCCCUUACCCAAGAGCCUCCACCCGUUUAGGUGCUAAGCAUCAAGCAACUAAUAUUCCUGAAUUUUAUGAUCAUCCAAUUGUUUAUUAUGAUGUGGACAAGCCUUCUAAUGGCCCAGGUCCCAAAAAGAAAAUGUCUAAAAAAAAGAAAAAUGAAGAAGAAGAAGAGAUUGUUAAACUUCAUAUUCCCAAAGAAUAUGAAGACAUUCCACCAAAAGAAUUUCCUCAAUGGUUGCAACCGAGACCUAAAGGUUAUAUAGAAAGGGGAGUUGAUGAUGGUGAAGGUAUUACUGCCAAGCUAUUGUGGGCACCAUCUAAAGAAGAUGAGGAAGACGAUUUCAAGAAAUUGGAUUCAUACAUCAACCAAUGCUCUCCAAUUGCUGAAAAACUUGAUAUUUUGCCUACAUCGCCGAACUUUGUUGACGCUAUUUUGAAGUAUUACAUGGACAACAAUGGUAAUAUAGAGAAAGCAUUAUCGCAAUCAUUAAAACUCACUAGAGAAAUUUUGAAAGAACCCACAUUCACUAAAGAAGAAGUGAAAAAAUUUGAGGCAGGAGUCAAGAAGAAUGGUAGUGAAUUGUAUCCAACUUUUAAGUAUGUUAAAUCUCAACCAUGUUCUAUGAUUGUCCGUUUUUAUUAUCUUUGGAAAAAGACUAAAAACGGGAGAUUGAUUUGGGGAAACUAUGAAGGCAGAAUGCAUAAAAAAUUACAAAAUCAAAUCAAAGAAGAAUCUAAGAUGGACCCCAAAAAGGAUACCAAAGCUUCAAACAUUGAUUCUCUCGCUGAUCCAAAUGAUGAUUCAUCAUAUGAAACUGAAAAAGUGUACGAGUCCAAGAAAAUAUUUUGCUGCAAGCAUUGUCAUACAAACCAAUCAACUCAGUGGUUCAAAAUAACUGGGUACGAUACUAAUACCAAAUUGAAGAAAAGUAAGGAUAAAGAGGAAAACGAAUCUUUUGCAAAUAAUGACGUCUUUGGUUUAUGUUUUAGAUGCGCUAAGUUAUGGAGACGAUAUGCAGUCGUUUGGGAAGAUCCAAACGAAGUUCAGAAAAAGAAUACGAAAAGUGUAGGUGGUUGGAAAAAGAAAAUAGAAGCUGAACUAGUAAAUGAUGCUGAAUUGAUCUUACAAAAGUCUGAAGAAGAGGGGCAGGGCCUUUCGUAUGAAUUACCAGAAAUAACCACUAGUAUAUCCGGCUCAAUUAAACGAAAGGCGUCCUUAAAUUCUACCAAGAGUGACACCAAGAAACAGAAACCAGUAGAUUCUAAAAAGCUGAGUGUUUCUGUGAAGAAAGAUGAAUCAGCUGCGGCAAGGAAAAAGAAAUCAAGUACUCCGAUUGCAAAAGACUCAAUUAAAUCGAAAGUAGAAUCACCAAUCUCCUCUAAGCCUAAAAUCAAAAAGGAAACAACGAAAACGAAACAAGAACCAAAAAGUGCAGUUACUGUCAAGAAGGAGUCUGAUUCAGGAAAAGGUGAAGAGACCAAGAAACGAAAGAGAGCUGAGAAAAACCCAGGUGAUGGUAAAGAUGUUAAGAAAAUGGACACCAAAAGAAAGGAUAAAGUGGCUUCUAAUGUGUCUACCAGCUCUAAAAAGCAAAAGAAAACACAGAAUUCUUCACCAUCUUUGAUAAAUAUAAUGCUUAACCAGGACUACGUUUUGAAUUUGCCUUCAAGUUUGCAUAAGAUUGACAAGAAGUCCAUUCCUACUAUGAAUAAAGACACUUUAAAGGAAAUAAUAUCUAAUUACAGAGCAAAAGUUCUUACUGAUAUCAAUUCUCAAGUUCAGCCAUACCAAUGCCCUUCACAAGCCAAAAUUAGAAAUCCGUUCAGCCCAGAUGAGAGAAAUUGCAGUGUCUGUCUUGAUUAUGAUACUUUGGAAAGCUCUAUUCAAGAGAUGUUGAUUUGUUCUAACUGUGGUGUGAAUGUACAUGCAUCUUGUGUUGGUAUUAGUGUCCCUAAUAAUGCCAAACUUCCUCUUAAAGAAUGGUUGUGCCAUGCUUGCGUGAAUGAUUUGAACCCGCAUCAUAGCACAUCGUAUAACUGUUCCCUAUGUCUUGCCAAUGAUAUGAAUCAUGAGUUGUCCUUCUUCGGAUCUCCAUUAGUCAAGCCCGAUUACUUGCGCCCUAUUCAUGAUUCUGGAAAAUGGUGUCAUUUUAUAUGCGCUCUUUUCAGUCACCAACAGGUGGUUUUCAAAGGAAUUUCGAAUCCUCAAUCUUCCACGAGAAAGCUUACCAAAGAAGAAAUUACGGAUCAAAAAACAAUUAUCGAGAAUACUCAUAAUUCAAUGGGAAUUGAAAGCGUCUCCGAAAUUUAUUUGAAAAAUUAUACGUGCCGAUGUGGAAUUUGCAAAUCAUCUAAUGGCUCAUUAAUUUCUUGUGAUAUUUGUGAAAGUUCAACCGGUAAUAGUGAAAAAUAUCACGUUACUUGUGCUCAAGAUACUCCAAAUUACAAGUUAGGCUUUAGAUUGAUUCCUCAAGCAGGUUCUGGAAAGGACAACUUGAGUGUGAGUAUUGGAAUGGAAACCGGAAGAUUGAAACCAGUACUUCUGUGUCCCAAGCAUGAUGCAGUAUCAUCUGGCGUACACCAUAUGAGGAAGGCAGCUAAAAGGAUUACUGGCUCCGCUAAAGAGGGUACAAAGCCAUUGAUACAACUCUUUAUAGAAGAUAUUGUGAAGGGCUUAAAUAAUCCUAAUAAUAAUAAAUUAACUGGUCCUCAAUUCAAGGCCCAUAAUUACAUCAGUAUGAUCAGAUCCUUUUCAGAGCAAGAAAAGCUCAAAAAUCUUACCAAACAAGGUAUAUCAUUAUUGGAUCAUGCCCAAUCUAGGGAGUCCGAGAAGAAGACUUGUGUGGACUGUCAUGCUACUGCAUCGCCGAUGUGGUGGCCAAUUCAAGAAGAUCUGACAGACACCUCCAACAGAGUUUCGCUCCGAUGCCGAACUUGUCAUCAUAAACAGGAGAAUGACGAUGAUGAUGAUGAGAAUGCCUUUGAAUCAGAGGCCCAAAAGUUACAGGAAAUACUCCAUGAACCUCUUAGUGCUGAAAAUUAUCACUUACAAGGUGAAAACGAUCAUGUAUCUGACAUCUUCAAAUCGAGCUUAUUGGAACAAAAACCUGUCAGAAAAGACCCCGAGCCUCAACCCCAUAGAUCACGUAUCUCUAUUGGGGAUAUACUAAGCUAAUAGUUUGUAUAAAGAGCAUCUAACGAAUUACGU